Sardina pilchardus (European sardine) is the source of this 1755-nucleotide messenger RNA. It is a transcript of the gene chic2, whose product is annotated as cysteine-rich hydrophobic domain 2. The transcript has 6 exons. NCBI's taxonomy places the organism in Eukaryota, Metazoa, Chordata, Actinopteri, Clupeiformes, Clupeidae. The record is from RefSeq and is a predicted model, not a curated record. Bases 156 to 668 code for a protein of 170 amino acids.
GCGGAUGUUGAUGUUUUGGUUCAUAGUUUACCCAUACUCUGGAUUUUUUCCGUUUUGUCGUGGUACAACCAAGUUUUGCUCGAGAGCUUGUCUCUGUUUUGGAAAUACUGUCUAUCUCGGCGCUUCUUCCGAGAAGCGAGAAGCCGAGACAGGCAAUGAUGGAGGACUUUGACGAGAUCUACGAAGAGGAGGAGGAAGAAGAGGAGGACGAAGACAGGGCCGCGGAGGAGCAGCUACUAAAGUAUGCUCCGGACCCGGUGGUAGUGCGCGGAUCCGGCCACGUCACUGUGUUUGGACUCAGCAAUAAAUUUGAGUCAGAGUUCCCUUCAGCACUUACUGGGAAGGUUGCACCCGAGGAGUUCAAAGCCAGUAUUAACCGAGUAAAUGGCUGUUUGAAGAAGACUUUGCCAGUGAACGUCCGCUGGCUUCUGUGCGGGUGCCUGUGCUGCUGUUGUACACUAGGCUUCAGUUUGUGGCCUGUGAUCUGCCUUAGCAAGCGAACUCGCAGGUCUAUAGAAAAGUUGUUGGAAUGGGAGAACAGCAGACUGUAUCACAAGUUGUGUUUGCACUGGAGGUUGAGCAAGAGGAAGUGUGAAACCAACAACAUGAUGGAAUAUGUCAUACUCAUAGAGUUUCUACCCAAGAUUCCCAUCUUCAGGCCUGACUAAUGUGGGUUUGCCCCACGAGCCUCUGGUGUGGUCUGCCCAUGGUGCCUUGCUUCGGUACUGUCACGGUUGUCAUGUGGCUUCUCUCCAGUUAAACUUUUUCAAGAAGAAACUGGUUUUGCCUCUUAAAUCCCUACCCUUUCUGCACAGACAGACCCUGUUUACACAUGGCCAUUCACAAUAAUGCUGGGGAUUGCCUGGGCAUCUAUAUGUGUUUGGGUUCAUCACCCCCCAAACUGGCUCACCUAGUAAGGAUGGACAUGGAAAAGGCCACAAAAGAUGGACUCCUGCGUCUCACCAUGAACUGGAGUGGUUACCUCCCGAUUCCACACUUCAGAUCUGAUUCUACACACGUUACCCUCUUAACAAAUUUGGCCCUCUUUGUCCAACUCAACUCCUCUUUGAACAGUGAGAGACGACAUUGUGCACCAGCUGCCACUGUUCUUGAAUGCCCUUUAGCCAACGCUCUGAAUUUGAGCAGGCUGGAAUACAGGUGAUUAUCUGAGGAGGAGGAACACUCGAGGAGCCUCUGCACAAUGCAUCUACCCCUAUUUCCCCAAAACACAUUCUCAAGUCCUUGGACCCCACCCUGCUUAACUUCACUGUUAAAAGAGACAAUCACACAAGGACUGCAACUACCUGGAUGCUUGACCGACCUCUAUCCCCCCGCACACCCCUUCUACCUUUCCUUGUUACACACAUUUUCCAGGUGGUUUGUCUUUUUCAGUGACUCAGUGCACCACUAAACAAUGAUGCAGCACAGAAUGGAUUUCUUUUUACACCCCCACCCCAGUCUUUAACUCAAAUAUACAUAUUCUUUCCCCAUCUUUUGAUUUCACUAUGUAUCUCUAAGUUUCUCAUUCUUUUUUUAGUAGUAUUUGGAUCUUUUGUUUACCUGCUCAGUAAGAAGGGCAGCCAUUUUUGUCAUGUUUGUCAUUGUGUUAUUUGAAUGUGUCUGUGUGCUUGUGUGCGUGGGUAUGUAUGUAUGUACAUUUCUCUGUGCAUCUGGAAAGUCAUGCAAAAUAGAGCAGUUGACUAAUUCCUUAUGCAGAGAAAGAAUAAAUAAACCCAUUAAUAAAUACAUACAACA